Molecule: messenger RNA, 2066 nt
Organism: Pelodiscus sinensis (Chinese soft-shelled turtle)
Lineage: Eukaryota; Metazoa; Chordata; Testudines; Trionychidae
Source: RefSeq, a predicted model, not a curated record
UGUGAAACACCCAGAUAGCCAUAUAAACGGGGAAGCCUGAAAGACGUGUAUACCAAAAACAGAGCCUGCCUCUUGUUACAAUAAGGCAGAAAGAAGGAUAAGAAUGAAGACCCUUCCGUUUUUGCUAUUACUAUAUGUGACAUUUUCUUAUGCUUUUCCUGUGCUUCCAGAAAAAGACAAUGAAGGAGAAAAUACGCAGCUUGUACAGGAGUAUCUACAGAAAUUUUAUGAGCUUCAACCAGAUCCAGAGCACCUAGCAUGGAGGAGGAGCAGUAGCUCUGUGAUAGAAAAAAUUAAAAAAAUGCAAGAAUUUUUUGGGUUGGAAGUGACUGGGAAGCCAGAUCCUGAGACUUUAGAAGUGAUGCAGAAACCCAGAUGUGGAGUUCCUGAUGUUGGACAGUAUGGUGUCAUUCUCCCAGGAUGGAAAAAAACCAAACUGACAUAUAGAAUUGUGAACUACACUCCAGAUAUGACACGAGCUGAUGUGGAUAAAGCAAUCCAAAAAGCGUUUAAAGUAUGGAGCACUGUGUCCCCACUGACUUUCACUAGGAUUCAUAAAGGGAUCGCGGAUAUAAUGAUUGCUUUCGGGUCUAGAGCUCAUGGUCGCUGUCCUCGUUAUUUUGAUGGACCCCUGGGUGUUCUUGGCCACGCCUUUCCACCUGGCAAUGGUAUUGGGGGGGAUGUCCACUUUGAUGAAGAUGAACAAUGGACAGACGGCUCUGCUGGGUUCAACUUGUUUCUUGUUGCUGCUCAUGAGUUUGGUCACGCGCUGGGUCUCUCCCAUUCCACUGACACUAGAGCCUUAAUGUUCCCAAAUUAUGCCUACGUCAACCCCUCUGAAUUCCCACUCUCCCCAGAUGAUAUCAAUGGCAUACAGGCCAUUUAUGGACCCUCAUCUAAGCCCCCGGAGGAGCCAUCCAAACCUACAUCACCUAAAACCUGUGAUCCCAUGGUGUCUUUUGAUGCUAUCUCUACCCUUCGCAGAGAAGUCAUGUUUUUUAAAGACAGGCACUUAUGGCGAGUCUAUCCUGGUAAUUCUGAAGUUGAACUUGAAUUAAUUUCUACAUUCUGGCCUUUUCUGCCAUCUGGUAUUCAAGCUGCUUAUGAAAAUAUUAAAGAUCAGGUUCUGUUUUUCAGAGGGAAUCAUUUCUGGGUUAUCAAUGGGUAUCAGGUGCUUCCUGGUUAUCCUAAGAACAUCAACACAUUGGGUUUCCCAAGGAGUGUUAAGAAAAUUGAUGCAGCUGUUUCUAAUAAAAAUACAGGAAAAACAGACUUUUUUGUAGGUGACAAAUAUUGGAGGUAUGAGGAAAGCAGUCAAUCCAUGGAAAAGGGCUAUCCAAGACAGAUAACAGACGAUUUUCCAGGAAUUGGUGAGAGAGUUGAUGCUGUUUUCCAGCACAAUGGAUUUUUCUACUUUUUCCAUGGAUCAAAGCAAUGGGAGUUUGACCCUAAAUCUAAGAGAGUUAUUCGUGUGAUGAAGAGCAACAGCUGGUUUAACUGUUAAGAUUAAACAUCACCAUAUGCAAUGUAAGAAAAGAAAGUCUAGCUAGCUAGUUUUCUAUAAAAUCACUCACCACUGUGAUACUGAAGCACAAAAAUAUUGGAUAACAAUAGGGCUGAUUUUUCAUACAUGUCUAAGGGCACAUCUACACUACACAGUAGAUCGACAGUCCAGAGUUGAUCAUCUGGCGUUUGAUUUAGUGAAUCAACUAUGUGCCUGUACGUCAUAUGCUGAGGGCAGUUCCUGCCAGUGCCUACUACUCCUCCUUUCGUGAGGAGUAAGGGAAGCCAAAAGAGUGUUUGCUCCCGUCAGCCUCCCACUAUGUGCACAGUGCAGAAACAUCAUUUAAUAUAUGUCAACUCCAGCUGUGUAAUUAAUAUAACCGGUGUAUCUUAUUUUGACCUUCUGCUGUAGUUUAGACCAAGCCUAAAUGUUUUAAUUUUCAGUAUUGUUCAUAUCAAUUGUAUGUCCAAUAACCAAAGCAGAGCUAUAAUCUUCCAUUUCUUUUCAAGAUAAAAUGCAACAUAUUGAUGUGUAUUUAUAUGCUGGAUUGACUUCCCAGUGU